CGCUGCCACUCCCCGCCCGGACGGACACAGAUAUGGGCGGGAUCUGGCGACUGAGAAUUACCCCGGAAUUGCCGAAGCCACCGUCCCGGAUCGGUGCAGAGCAAUCGGACACUGGGGCAUUUUACACCUUCCCCCUUAGUGGUGCAGGGGUAAUUAAUCCGGCGCGCUUGGACUGCAGCCUAGUUUAAACCUUUUUGGAAAGAACGGGACAGGAGGGGAGAAAAAAAACCAUAAGGGACAAUGAAAACUGCAGUAAUAGAAGGUAUCGAAAAGUUCGAUAGUCCCGGUAAGGGGAGAGGACUGAAGGCGGCGAAACAUUUCAAAGUUGGGGACCUCCUGUUUUCCUGUCCGGCGUACGCGUCCGUGUUAACAGUCUCGGAGAGGGGCGGCUACUGUGAAUUCUGCUUCCUAAGGAAGGACGGUCUGUCUAAGUGCGGAAAGUGUAAGAAAGCUUUCUACUGUAAUGUCGACUGCCAGUUAAGAGACUGGCCCAUGCACAAGCUGGAAUGCGCGGCCAUGUGCGACUAUGGCGACAACUGGUGUCCUACGGAGACGGUCCGGCUGGCGGCCAGAAUCAUCGCCAAGCAGAAAACACAAGUAGGGAGAAGCUCUUCAGAGAAGCUGCUACCGGUGCAAGAGCUGGAAGCACACCUGGAUGAGAUGGACAAUGAGAGGAGGGAAAUAAACCAGGCUGAUAUUGCUGCUCUGCACCAUUUCUACUCCAAGCACCUGGAGUUCCCCGACCUCAUUGCGCUCACCGUGCUCUUCGCUCAGGUUAACUGCAAUGGCUUCACAGUUGAGGACGAAGAGCUGUCCCACUUGGGCUCUGCAUUGUUCCCAGACGUUGCCCUGAUGAACCACAGCUGUUGCCCCAAUGCGAUUGUUACCUACAGUGGUACUGUUGCCAUGGUGCGGGCUGUUGCAAACAUCCACCCAGGGGAGGAGAUUUUCACAAGCUACAUUGACCUGCUCUAUCCAACAGAGGACAGGAUCGAGAGACUGAGAGAUGCGUACUACUUCACCUGUGACUGUAAAGAAUGCAGCACAAAAUCCAAGGACAAAGCAAAAAUGAAAAUACGAAAACUGAGCACAAGUCCUGCGCCAGAGACGAUCAGGGAGAUGGUGAAAUAUGGCAGGAAUAUCAUUGAGGAGUUCAGGAAGGCGAAACACACCAAAACCCCUAGUGAGCUGCUGGAGAUGUGCGAGCUGAGUCUGGAUAAAAUGGGCUUGAUAUUGGACGACACCAACGUGUACGUGCUGCACAUGAUGUACCAGGCCAUGGGGGUGUGCCUCUACAUGGAGGACUGGGAUGGGGCCUUGAGAUACGGGGAGAAGAUCAUCAAGCCGUACAGCAUACACUAUCCAGCCUACUCCCUCAAUGUGGCCUCCAUGUACCUCAAGCUGGGAAGACUAUACUUGGGACUAGAGAAAAAGCCCAUUGGAGUCAAACACUUGAAAAAGGCCAUAGAAAUCAUGGAGGUGGUUUACGGGAAGGAUCACCAUUACGUCACUGAUAUCAGGAAGGACGUCAAGUAGAAUGCUGCCACUAUUCACGCGACAAUGGCUUUUUGCAGCCGUCCAGCAGACCUUUUAUAACGCCGUGCAUUAGGGAGGAUACUGGAUUUGCUGGGUUUUACUAAAUUAAAGGGACCCUGUCUAAAAUAUUAUAAAAAUGCGUGUGAUGUUAUAAUUGCUAUGGAUUUUGUUUUCACUGACUUUCACUUUUUGCACUACUGCUUUAAAAGCCAAUGUGCAGUUUUUUACAAAUAAGUGCGCUGAUUGUUUUUCCAGUGUGAGUGAGAUGUCAGUUUUUGUACACUGAGUAUUGUACCUUCAGUAUUUGAAACAGGAAGACGGUUGUAUACUUAAUGUCCCCCGUAUUGCUUUUUCAGUUUUUGGCCAUUUUGAGCUGUGUGACAUCCAGAGACGGUGCUAUUUUUGUUACGAACAGCGGGAUUCCGAACACAUGAAAGCCACAUGCACGCGGCAGUUAUUGUGCAGGCCGGACAGCAGGGGGCGCUAUCACAAUUAGGAUUUGUAAAAAGAAUUAGCAGCUCACUGCUGGUGUCAAAAAUUAUGCAGGUGGACUUGGCCCAUGUCUAAUAACUGCCUGAACGUAUUUACUUGAAGGAAAAUAUGAGUCAUAUUUAAUGUGUUUUGGUUUAACCCCUAUUUAAUGCCGGGUCUUGGGCUAUGUGAAUCCCCUGCAUAGGACACCAGUCCAUCACACAGCUCUAACCACAUUUUUUGGCUACUGGAGAAAGUUCAUGCAACACAGGGAGAAAAUGCGAACUUUACAAACAUAUACCUGCAACCUGAUAGGCGUUAAGCAAAAUUCAAACUCAGGAAGCUAUCAAUAUUGCAGUUUAGUCCCUUUUCAUAAAAAUAACACAUCCCCUGGGCACUGUUCAGCAUGCAAUUUAAUACAAAACUACAGUGAAGCAUUUGCCAUAAAACAUCAUGGUCAAAUUGGCAGUAAUUAGUGAAAUCCUGUAUUUCUCCAAGGGUUUCUGCUCUUUCUGAAUGCAAAUUCAGAUGUAUGCUUUUCAUUUUUCAAAGAAAAGGGGUUUGGGGUUAUUAACAGUAAAAAAAAAAAAAAAAAAAAAAAACCUUUCUUGUAUACUGAAUUUCUGAGAUGCACUGCGGUUCAGUUUUAAUGUGCAAAUGAAUGUAUCAAUUCCAUGUGUAGCUAUGACUGUUUUAUGGCAAAAAAGAUGCUUCUGUAAAAAGGUAAAUUCUAGGCACACGCUACCUUAUAACAGAAAGAUAUGCUUUCAAGUAUAGUCCAUUAAGAUAAAAGCAUUAAAGAUAAAAAAUAAUCUGAUUUCAGAUUUCCAGUGCUCAAAAUACAUUUUAAAGGAGAUGCUAAAUAAUUUUGAGAUGGGCAAGUUUAGUGCCCUUUGAUGGACUGGCAUCCCAUGCAGGGUGUAGCCCAGCCAUGUGCCCUGUGACAACUGGGAGGGAGCAAAAGACCAGCUGUGGGUGUUCCCAAGGACUGGGUUGAGAAACACUGGCUUAUGGGCUUAGAACUUAGCAACUCCAUGGCAACUUGUAAUUCAAGGACACUUGUGAAGUACAUCAUUGCCACAGAAAACAAAGGACAUGAACUGUUUGAUUUAAUUUCACAAAUUAUGUCCAGGUUCCACAAGUCAGUGGUAUUACAGAAAAUACAUUGUUUGCCUCCGACUCACAAGAACAAGUUGAAAUGCAGUUUAAAGUGUUGCUCAUAGUCAUUGAAAGGUUCACACAAGUGUAUUUUUUCUGUGUUCCGCAACACACAUAAUGAGUAACAGGCUCUGGCGAAGCGCACCGAGGGAACCGGGUGUCAAACAAAGACCAAAUAUUACCGCAAACCUCCACUACAGGCCUGAAGCUUGCAAUCGUUCAGAAGAUAAUGAAGAAUUUUCUGUCACGUGAACUUCUGACAACAGCUAAUAAAUUCUGCCAUAUUUA
Molecule: messenger RNA, 3453 nt
Organism: Brienomyrus brachyistius
Lineage: Eukaryota; Metazoa; Chordata; Actinopteri; Osteoglossiformes; Mormyridae
Product: N-lysine methyltransferase SMYD2-A-like
Exons: 12
Coding region: 241-1536 (431 amino acids)
Cellular component (GO): nucleus
Molecular function (GO): protein binding
Source: RefSeq, a predicted model, not a curated record